This is a messenger RNA of Papaver somniferum (opium poppy), 696 nucleotides long. RefSeq names its product cucumber peeling cupredoxin-like. Lineage: Eukaryota; Viridiplantae; Streptophyta; Magnoliopsida; Ranunculales; Papaveraceae. The transcript has 3 exons. Bases 1 to 696 code for a protein of 231 amino acids. The record is from RefSeq and is a predicted model, not a curated record. Gene Ontology annotation, cellular component: plasma membrane. Gene Ontology annotation, molecular function: electron transfer activity.
AUGGUGAUCACCAAUUCGGUAUGCAUAUAUGGCCAUGUACAACACAUAGUUGGAGGAGAAAACUUUGGAUGGACAAUCCCCGAGUACAAAGAUUAUUAUUCAAAUUGGUCAAGUAACCAAUCCUUCCAUGUUGGUGACACCUUAGUUUUCGAGUUUGAAUCAGAAUUUCACAACGUGAUGCAAGUUUCAAGAAGAGAAUAUGAUGAAUGUGCAUCACAGAAUCCGUAUCAAGCUUUCAUCAUUGGCCCGGCAACCGUUGCAUUAAUCCAAGAGGGAAUACAGUAUUUUAUCUGCUGCACCGCGGACUAUUGUAAUUUAGGUCAAAAAUUAUCAGCGGCCGUCCAACCGAGCAGUUCGACUCCUUCUACGCUGUCUACACCAUCAUCACCACCGCCAACUUCUCAAUCUCAUCAGAAUGCUGAUCAUGUGGGCCCAUCCUCUUCUUCUACUGAUUCUUUAAUGAGGACCACUACGAUCAUCUCAUCAGGUGUUUCUUCAUUUUCAUUUACACCAUUAGGAUUCCGCGAUUGGGUUUUACUGAAGGAAAGUUUACAUGUUCUUUUUGCUUACAUAUACGAUUUCCUAUCAGCAGCAUCCCAAGACAUAUCUGAAAGAGCUAUGAAACAAGCAAAAACAUUCGCUGCCAGUUACAUGAAUGGUGACAAUCUUAAUUGCAUAGGGAAAGAAAAUCUCUAA